This is a messenger RNA of Lingula anatina, 7674 nucleotides long. RefSeq names its product phospholipid-transporting ATPase ABCA1-like. The record is from RefSeq and is a predicted model, not a curated record. Gene Ontology annotation, cellular component: membrane; intracellular membrane-bounded organelle. Gene Ontology annotation, molecular function: ATP hydrolysis activity; ATP binding; ABC-type transporter activity. Gene Ontology annotation, biological process: lipid transport; transmembrane transport. NCBI's taxonomy places the organism in Eukaryota, Metazoa, Brachiopoda, Lingulata, Lingulida, Lingulidae.
AGAAAUUGCCGUUUUACUUGCCAGGGGUGAAUGGUGAGCGGAACUACUUCAGUAUUGUCGGCUUGGGAAGUCGGAGAUUAUUGCAAUGAUGAACUGUUUGCUGUGUUCAAAACCAACCAAUUUACCAAAGCCCUGUGGCAGCAGCUGGAGCCCAUGGUUACUGGCAAAAUUCUAUUUACACCAGAUACCCCUCUUACUAAUAAACUCAUGGACAGGGCUAAUAUGUUCUUCUCUGACUUGGGAAGAAUAAGGAAUGUGGCACAAGAUUGGUUGGCUUACUCUCCAACUUUAAAGAACUACCUUAGCACCAGUAGCAACAUUCAACUUUUAAGGGAUAUAUUAAACACUACAAGCAGAGAACAGCUUGCUCGUCUCCCAGUUCUCAGUAUUGCUGUGUCCCAGUUGAAUAUUACUGAUGCUAUGUGGGAGCAGUGGAAGAACAGUUCAACCAGAGCCUACUUCCUCAGAUACCUAGAUAGUUCAGACUAUGAUGCCAAUGGACUGCCCAGGUAUAACUGGAAGGAUUCCUUAAACUACACUGACGUGAUGAUGAGGGCCAUACUCAAAGCAUCCCAGUGCUUUGAGUUUGAAAAGUUUGAAGGACAUCCCAAUGAAACUGAAAUCAUCAAGAGGAGCCAUGAACUGAUAGAAACUAACCAAUUUUGGGCAGCCAUUGUGAUAGACAAUGUGGACAAUGAAACCACCGUCCUGCCCACACAUGUGAACUACAGACUGCGACUGAACCGGGAAAAAACUGACAACACCAGGCAAAUCAUGGACAAAUACUGGCGGCCAGGUCCUAGAGCCAGUCCUUUCCCAGACCUGAAGUACCUGGUCUUUGGGUUUUCUUAUAUCCAGGACCUGCUGGAGAGUGCUAUCAUUGAGGAACACACGAGCAGUGAGGACAGGAUUGGUGUCUUUGUACAGCAGUUCCCGUACCCAUGCUAUAUCUAUGACAAGUUCACUAUGGCUAUCUCCAGAAGUAUGCCACUGUUCAUGGUACUGGCAUGGAUCUACACAGUGGCGAUGGUGGUGAAAGGUGUUGUCCAUGAGAAGGAGAGGCGUCUCAAGGAAGUGAUGAAGAUCAUGGGACUGGGGAAUGGCAUCCACUGGCUGGCCUGGUUCAUAAACUCCUUAGUGAUGAUGACUAUAACAGUCAUACUGCUAGUCAUAACUUUACAUUUUGGCAGAGUACUAGAACACUCUGACCCCAUUGUGUUGUUUGUCUUCCUUAUGGCCUUCACGGUAGCCACCAUCAGUCAGUGCUUUCUGUUCAGUGUGUUCUUCUCCAAGGCCAACCUUGCUGCUGCAUGUGGGGGAUUUCUGUACUUUGUGCUGUACCUGCCUUACACUCUGAUUAUACAGUGGGAGGAAUACAUGAGCACAGGAGACAAGGCAGCCUCAGCCCUGCUGUCCACUGUAGCAUUUGGUCUGGGCUGUGGUUACUUUGCCAAGUAUGAGGAGCAGGCUGUAGGUAUCCAGUGGAGUAACAUUGCCAGCAGUCCACAGCCAGAUGAUGGCUUCAGUAUGGCUUUCUGUAUCUUCAUGAUGCUGGUAGAUGCUGUCAUUUACUGGAUACUUACCUGGUACAUUGAGGCUGUCUUUCCAGGUGAGUAUGGCAUCCCCAGACCAUGGUACUUUCCUGUCACAAGGUCCUACUGGUGUGGCUUUCAGCAGAAGGAGACCAAUACUGAGGAAGGGUUCAAUGGACAUGUGGGGAGAGUGACAGGGAACUAUACCGUGUCUCAUAACUAUGAAAUGCAGGGCAGACAGGAAGAUUCAGCAGACAUUGAAUCAGAACCAACAAAUCUUCCCUUAGGAGUUGGACUACGGAACUUACGUAAAGUAUACAGGAGAGGCCAGAAGGUGGCAGUAGAUGGCCUCACACUGAACUUCUAUGAGGGGCAGAUUACAUCUUUCCUUGGUCACAAUGGAGCGGGGAAAACAACCACAAUGUCAGUGCUGACAGGUCUGUUCCCACCCACUGAAGGCACGGCUGUGGUGUAUGGCAAAGACAUCAGGACAGACAUGGACACCAUCAGGAAUAGUCUGGGGGUGUGUCCUCAGUAUAAUGUCCUUUUUGAUGGGCUGACAGUAGAGGAACACAUGUGGUUCUAUGCCAGGUUGAAAGGAAUGUCUGAAGCGGAAGUGAAACAGGAGAUGGAGGGGAUGAUCAAAGAUGUCGGACUCCCCCACAAGAGAGACGAGCUGUCGAAAAACUUAUCAGGUGGGAUGAAGAGAAAGCUGUCUGUGGCAAUAGCUUUUGUUGGUGGUUCUAAGACAGUGAUUCUAGAUGAACCCACAGCAGGUGUGGACCCCUAUGCCAGGAGAGCAAUUUGGGAUCUUUUGGUCAAGUACAGAAAAGGUCGUACCAUCAUCUUGUCCACCCACCACAUGGAUGAAGCUGAUAUCUUGGGUGACAGGAUAGCCAUCAUCUCCCUGGGCAAGCUGCGGUGCUGUGGCUCCAGUCUGUUCUUAAAGAACAAGUAUGGCAGUGGUUACUAUCUGACCAUGGUCAAGGCUAAUAGUGAUGAGAAGCCAGCAGACAGACCAGUCACUGCUCUCAGUAACAGAACAGUGUCAGAUAUCAAGGCACAAUUUGUCUCUGAGAAAGAUGAAGGUGUUGCAGAUAUGAGUGACACAGGGAGCAAGUCUGAGCACAGUGAUAGUGACCAAUCAGCCACACCUCCACCAGAGUAUGAGGAUCCUGUUCCCUGUGUCAAAGACAGCAGUGAUGUCGCGGUCUUCGUCCAGAAGUUCAUCCCCAGUGCCAAACUUGUGGAAGACAUGGGUACGGAGCUCUGCUUUCAGCUGCCUGAGGAAGGGACCCACACGGGGGCAUUUGAGGCCCUCUUCAGGGCCCUGGAGAGUAACUUGACCAAACUUGGCAUCACCAGCUAUGGCAUAUCAGAUACAACUUUGGAAGAGGUGUUCUUGAAAGUGGCUGAAGAGAGUGGGGUAGAUGAUGUCAAUGAAGAACAAACACGCAAUGCAUUAGAACGGUACACUGAAGGUGGUAAAAUUGCCCGUCCUGUGACCCGACUUAGUUUCCGUAAAAAGAAAUUGGAUUUUUUCAAGAAGUCAAAGCCUGUGUUGAACAUCAGUGACACCAAUGAGCUUGUGGACAGUGACUUUGAAGAUGCAGACUCAGUGGCCUCUAUGCCAGUCAGUGAGGUCAGUACAGCCCAGGGUGGCGCGGGCUCCCACAAGGUGACUGGUCUGGCUCAUACCAAGGACCAGUUCCUGGCGCUGUUUGUGAAAAGGUUCCACCAUGUCAGGAGGAGCUAUAAAGGAUUUGUGUGUGAGAUCCUCCUGCCAGCAAUAUUUGUCUGUAUUGCUAUGAUCUUCACUAAGAUAAUCCCUGUGAUCAAAGAGAACCCAGCAUUGGAGCUUCAACCCUGGAUGUAUGUCCCUAUUACUGGGACCAACCCUCAUCUUACCGUGUUCUACACCAACGAUGCACCAGGGUCGAUGUUGGCGGACAGUUUAGAACGGCAGAUUAGAUCUCCUCUAGGCAUCGGGACAAGAUGUAUGAAUAGCAGUGUGUACUCCAUCAGAGGCUACCCCUGCACACCUGCCUCUUCUGCAGAGAGGUGGACCCCAUCCCCUGCUGUGACUGGCAAUACCAGUCUGGACUCUCCAUCAUGUUCAUGUGACACAGGCUAUCAGACCUGUCCUCCAGGUGCUGGAGGUCCCCUGGGGUCGUCCAGAGUGAUGGACAACACUGACCGCUUGGUGAACAUGACAGGAAGGAAUGUCAGUGAUUGGCUGGUCAAGACGAUGGAGGAUUACAAGAAAAGAAGAUAUGGUGGCUAUUCCCUUGGUGAACGUAACCAGCUUGUCCAGCUGAACUCCUCUCAGCUGUAUCAAGUGGUAGACAGAUUAUCAAGAGCAGUUAACAAUGGCCAGCCUGUGUUGAAUGGAAAUGAAUCUAUCUGGAGUGACAUUGACGCUCUCAUUAAAAAUGUGGCUGUGCAAAACAAUGUAAAGGUCUGGUUCAACAACAAGGGAUGGGCUGCAAUGGCGUCCUAUAUGAAUGCCAUGAAUAAUGUCAUCCUGCGUUCAAAGCUUCCACCUGGUAAAGACCCAGCACAGUAUGGUAUCACAGUCAGUAACCACCCAAUGGCUCCCACCAAUAAACAAAUAGAGAGAGACACUCUGAACUCUGCCUGGAUUUCUGUUCUGGUGGCAAUUGGGGUGAUAUUUGCCAUGUCCUUCAUCCCAGCCAGCUUUGUUCUUUAUCUCAUUGAGGAACGUGUCUCCAACUCCAAGCACCUGCAGUUUGUUAGCGGUGUAAACAGGGUCACAUACUGGGUGUCACACUUGGCCUGGGAUAUUAUGAAUUACUCAGUGUCCAUGGUGUUGUGUAUUCUGCUGUUUUUGGCCUUCAAUGAGAGAUCCUAUGUUUCCCCAACAAAUGCUCCAUGCCUUGUUCUGCUACUCUUCUUAUAUGGCUGGGCCAUGAUACCAAUGAUGUUUCCUUUCAACUACUUAUUCAAAGUUCCAAGUACAGCUUUUGUGGCUCUGGCCUGUGUAAAUGUCUUUCUGGGAGUGACGUCCACCCUGUCCACUUAUGUCCUGGAGUUCUUUAGUGAUGACCAGGAACUUGUGCAGAUCAACACAGUGCUGCGGCAGGUGUUUCUUAUUCUUCCCCACUACUGCCUGGGGCGGGGCCUGAUAGACAUGGCCGCCAAUCAACUGAUUGCUGAUGUUGCAGGGAUAUAUGUGGCUGGCACAGCAGUGAAGGAUCCAUUUGAAUGGGAUCAAGUUGGUCGCAACCUGUUUGCACUAGCAGUGUCUGGUGCUGCUUGGUUUGGUUUUACUCUGCUCAUAGAGUACAAGUUCUUCUGCACAUCAAGGCUGUCUAGUAAUGAGAAUGCAGUAGAUGAUAAUGAAGAUAUUGACGUGGCCAGGGAGAGGAGAAGAGCAAUGUCAGCUGAGGCCAGGUCGGACAUACUGCGGGUGGAAAAUUUAACAAAGGUGUUUCACAAGCGGCGGAAGGGCAAGUUUGUGGCAGUGGACAGGUUGUGUUUCAGUGUCCCCAAGGGAGAAUGUUUUGGCCUGCUGGGAGUCAAUGGGGCAGGGAAGACCACCACCUUUAAAAUGUUGACUGGGGAUGAGACGGUCACCAAGGGCAAUGCUCACCUGGCAGGACACAGUAUUCUGUCAGAAAUGCCCUCUGUCCACCAGAAUCUUGGCUACUGCCCCCAGUUUGAUGCUCUGGACAUGUUGGUCACUGGGAGAGAACACCUAGAAUUCUAUGCCAGGCUGAGAGGAGUACCUUCUUCUGAAGUAAAACAGGUUGCCCAGUACUGUAUAAAAAAGCUGGGGUUAAUCCGCUAUGCUGACAAGCCUGCAGGGGAAUACUCUGGAGGAAACAGGAGAAAACUCUCCACUGCCAUAGCUCUCAUUGGGAACCCACCAGUUAUAUUUCUGGAUGAACCUACUACUGGUAUGGACCCCAAAGCUAGAAGAUUUCUGUGGAACUGUAUUACUAGUAUACUGAAAGACGGCAGGUCCGUCAUUCUCACAUCUCACAGCAUGGAAGAGUGUGAGGCACUGUGUGGUAGAAUAGGCAUUAUGGUCAAUGGCAGGUUCAGAUGUAUGGGCAGUGUACAACAUCUGAAGAAUAGAUUUGGUGAUGGCUACACUGUGAUACUACGUGUGAAGGGUCACAGUCCAGACCUACAGCCUGUGAUGAACUACAUCCAGCACACUUUCCCUAAUGUGAUGCUGAAGGAGAAGCACCACAACAUGUUACAAUAUCAGCUGCCCUCACAGGGACUACUCCUGUCUUAUCUAUUUGGAAAAUUAGAAUCUGUUCGCCAGGAGUUAGACAUAGAAGAUUACUCAGUGAAUCAGACUACAUUAGACCAGGUUUUCAUUAAUUUUGCCAAACUUCAAGUGGAUGCUCAAGAUGUUCCUGAGGAUGCAGAGGAUGCCAUGGAAACUUGCAAAGAAGUCAACACAGCUCCAUCUUCAAUGACAGAGCAAUUCACAGUUAGUGGUUCAGCAUGUGACCUUGACCUUAUACAUCAGUCCCAAUUAUAUUCUCAAGUUGGAGAUUUCUAUGAUGAUGUCAGUAUAACAGGGAGCACUGCAGAACUUAUACGCAUUGACAGCAGGCGAAGUAGCAUGCGGAGUACUAUGACUCCAGUUGAAGAUGUAUAACUACUAGUAGUAUGACUACAAUGACUCCAGUUGAAGAUGUAUAACUACUAGUAGUAUGACUACUAUGACUCCAGUUAAAGAUGUAUAACUACUAGUAGUAUGACUACAAUGACUCCAGUUGAAGAUGUAUAACUACUGGUAGCAUGACUACAAUGACUCCAGUUGAAGAUGUAUAACUACUGGUAGCAUGACUACAAUAACUCCAGUUGGAGAUGUAUAACUACUAGUAGUAUGACUACAAUGACUCCAGGCAAGGUUUUUGUAAAAAAGAAAGUGUGUUGACUAUGGAGCUUACCACUGGGAGAUUUACUCUUUUGUGCUUUGAAAAUCAACUUAAUUGUUAUUUAUUCAAUAAUUCACAUAUACUUAAUGAUUUAUAUGUAUACAGUGGCUUGAAAGCUUCAGAUAAAUUUAUUUAAAAUGUAUGAGCUGAAAGCCAAGUACAUCACUCAUUAGUUAAUCUACAAAUAUCCACAUUUAUUACUUUUUGAUUGAAAGCCUCAUUAUUUGUGUCAAGUGUCAGUAUGUACGUCUGUAUCACUUACAAAACAUCCACCUUGUUUACAAAUAUAUAGGAUUUACAUAGGGUUGAUUGUAUUUAGAGAUUAUUUUUACACUUGUAUUUAAUAUGGUUUAUUCUUACUAUACAUUGUGUUAUGUCCAUUGAUGUUUGAAGUGAUAAUGGAAGUAAUUAACUCAUGCAAUGUAUCUCUGACAUGUACUGUAUCUCUGACAGUAUGUUCUAUGUAACAUGUGUAAGAAGGCAGAUACUUACAGCCUGUCUUUCUGUUUGCUGUUUUAUUUCAGUCUAGCAAAAAUGUAACUGUGAUAUUAAUACAUGGAGGAAUUUCCUUCACUUAUACAGAACAAAACUGUCUAUCUCUAAAAGUCUAAAGUAUGGACUUUAAAUGUGGUUUGUUUUUCUUCUGACACGGUUUACAUUAAUGGAUGGCCAUGCAGUUUUCUUUGUGAAUUUUCUGUUUAUAGUCACCCUUGAAAAGAAUUUAGUACAUUUUGUCUAGCUUUACAUUUUUUCAAAUCCUGAAACAUCACUAUCAAUUUUAAUAUGUGCAUUGAAGGACUUUUUAGGAUAUUGAAUUCAAAAAGGUGCUUUGAUUUGCAAUUAUUUGUUUCUUUGUAGGUGUUAAAAUAUAGCACAGAACCAUUGAAGAGAAACCAACGUUUAAAUAAAUGUGUUAAAAUAUAUUAUGAGAUGAGAACUGCCUUACACAGGCCAAUGCAGCAUAAUAGCCAAGUAUGUGCACUCCACGGGGAAAUUCUACCUUUUAACACAGAUGUAACGCAUUAAGUUAGUACAGAGAAUACCUUAGUGUAAGCCAUUAAAGGUAUAGACAAGCCGAAAAAAUAUUGCCCAGUCAUACGUUGAAUUUUAUGUCACUAUUAUGUUAAACCAACGAAAGGAUGAACCUGUGUGCUACUUAUUACCUCAAAGAGAGAUGAAAACUGUAUGUGGUGAACUGCAAUAAAAAACUCAUGAAAACA